Pteropus alecto (black flying fox) is the source of this 2032-nucleotide messenger RNA. RefSeq names its product hydroxysteroid dehydrogenase like 2 (gene HSDL2). The record is from RefSeq and is a predicted model, not a curated record. The transcript is spliced from 11 exons. Gene Ontology annotation, cellular component: mitochondrion. NCBI's taxonomy places the organism in Eukaryota, Metazoa, Chordata, Mammalia, Chiroptera, Pteropodidae. The coding region runs from base 227 to 1390 and encodes 387 amino acids.
AGCCUCUGGGCGGGGAAUUGGGGGCGGGGUUUGGGGCGGGGUCUAGAGUGGAACUCAACGCGAAAGGAAAGACUGCUGUUUCUCACCGCUCACUGUCGUUGUUGCCACGGAUUCUGACCUACGAAAGUCAUGUUACCCAACACCGGGAAGCUAGCAGGAUGUACAGUUUUUAUCACAGGUGCAAGCCGUGGCAUUGGCAAAGCUAUUGCAUUGAAAGCAGCAAAGGAUGGAGCAAAUAUUGUCAUUGCUGCAAAGACCACUCAGGCACACCCCAGACUUCCAGGCACAAUCUAUACUGCUGCUGAAGAGAGUGAUUGAAGCAGCUGGAGGAAAGGCCUUGCCAUGUAUUGUCGAUGUGAGAGAUGAACAGCAAAUCAGUAAUGCAGUGGAGAAAGCAGUUGAGAAAUUUGGAGGAAUUGAUAUUUUGGUGAAUAAUGCCAGUGCUAUUAGCUUGACCAACACAUUGGAAACACCUACGAAGAGGGUGGAUUUGAUGAUGAAUGUCAACACCAGAGGCACCUACCUUACAUCUAAAGCAUGCAUUCCUUAUUUGAAAAAGAGUAAAGUUGCUCAUAUCCUCAAUCUCAGUCCACCACUGAACCUAAAUCCACUGUGGUUCAAACAGCACUGUGCUUAUACCAUUGCUAAGUAUGGUAUGUCUAUGUGUGUGCUUGGAAUGGCAGAAGAAUUUAAAGGUGAAAUUGCCGUCAAUGCAUUAUGGCCUAAAACAGCUAUACACACUGCUGCUGUUGAAAUGAUGGGAGGAUCUGAUAUCGAAAACCAUUGUAGAAAAGUUGAUAUCAUAGCAGAUGCUGCGUAUUCCAUUUUCAAAAAGCCAAAAAGUUUUACUGGCAACUUUAUUGUUGAUGAAAAUAUCUUAAAAGAAGAAGGAAUAAAAAAUUUUGAUGUCUAUGCAAUUAAACCAGGCCAUUCUUUGGUACCAGAUAUAUUCUUAGAUGAAUACCCAGAUCCAGUUACCAAGAAAACGGAAUCACAUGGUGCUGUUCCAGAAUUGAAAGGAGAAAAGCCGCAGACACCAGCAGAACAACGUUCUGGAGCCGUGGAAGAAACAUUUAGAAUUGUUAAGGACUCUCUCACUGAUGACAUUGUUAAAGCCACCCAAGCAGUCUUUCAGUUUGAACUCUCUGGCGAAGAUGGUGGAACUUGGUUUCUUGAUCUUAAAAGCAAGAGUGGGAAUGUCGGAUAUGGAGAGCCAUCUGAUCACGCAGAUGUGGUGAUGAGUAUGUCUACUGACGAUUUUGUAAAAAUGUUUUCAGGGAAACUAAAACCAACAAUGGCAUUCAUGUCAGGAAAAUUGAAGAUUAAGGGAAACAUGGCCCUAGCAAUCAAAUUGGAGAAGCUAAUGAACCAGUUGCAGGCCAAGCUGUGAAAGAAAAGAAAAAAAUUUGUCGACCUCUAAGCUCAAAAAGUAAAAGAGUUCAACAGUUAAAAUCUAAUUUUGUUUUCUUCCCUAUUGUAUAAGGUUAUGCAUGUUUGCUCUGAAAAAUAGAAUUUCUGACUUGAAAUUAUAGUAAAAACAGCUAGCUAAUCAAACAUAAGCUUCAUUAAGUGGAAUUCUGAGACAUUCUGUUUUGUAUGUUUUGUGAGUUUUGUCCUCUGUGCAUUAUAAACCAUUCAUCAUCUUCUUCUAGGAAAAGUAUCAUGAGCAACCAGUCAGGGUCAAACAGUAAAAUUAGCUCUUUUCAAAGCUUAUUCCCAUGUAAAAUGAGGCUAGUUGGUUCUGAAAUUUUUAGUUUGGGAUUACAUACUAAUGAUCUUAAUAAUAUUUUAGAUUUUUAUGAGCUUAUUUUAAAGAAGAUCUAUAAUACAUUUUCAUAGGAAUCACAUACUAAACUACUUAAUACUAUUUUGAAGUCUAGUAAAACAAAGAUAGUUUUCAUUUUGUUAACUAACUUUCCAGGUGUAAGUUUUCUAUAGGAAAAUAUUAAUGUAAUUCAACUAAUUGCAGUAUGUAUCCUAUUUUAAAGUAUGUAAAAAUGUCCUAAAAUAAAAUAAUUUCUCCCCAGAAGUA